AAGAAAUCAGAAAAUGGAAAUAAAUUUUGAUAGAGGAGGAACUUUGCCAAAAAAGAAGUCCAAUCUAUUUAAAACAGCGACUUUUGGAUCCAGAAAUGAGGAAAAAGAAAAAAAGCAAAAAACAAAACGUGAUCAAAAGAAGAAAUCCAGCAAGAAAGAUGAGAAUGGAGAUGGAACUACUGAAAUUCGAUCGGCGAACAUGCUUACACUAAAUACAUUAGUUCCGGACAUGAUUUUGAUGGGAAUUGUUAAAUCAAUUUAUGCAGAUCGUUUGUUGCUCAGUUUGCCUGGAAGACUAUUCUGUCGAGUCCCAAUUACUCACAUCUCUAAAUCCUAUUCCGAAUUUUUACAGUCAACACUCGAAGGAGAAGAUUUGCUUGAUAAGCCAAAAAGUUUAUCAGAGAUGUUUCAUGUUGGACAAAUGGUAUAUACAAAAGUUUUGGAUAAAUGUCAUGGCGAUAAACAGGAUAUACUAUGCUCAUUGCUUCCAGAAGAUAUCAAUUCCGAAAUUUCAAGCAACAUGUUAGAUAAAGGCAAUGUUAUUUUAUGUGCUAUAGAGGAAGUCGAAGACCAUGGAUAUUUUCUCGAAACUGGAAUAAAAGGCAUUCGUGGAUUCUUGCCAAAGAAAAACAUUAAAUCAGAACCGAAAGUUGGCGAGCAAUUGUUCUGCAAGGUUCAAAAAGUUUCUGAAAGUGUUGUGACAUUUGCUGCAUUUAAGAAAGGCGAACAGAUAAAAGUAGAAACAGCAGAUGUUCCAAAUAUGAAAACUCUACUGCCCAGCACAAUUGUAAAUUUUAAUGUUGUUUCAUCGUUGAAAAAUGGAUUUGAAGGACUUUUAUUCGAUGGCUCAGUUACUGCUUAUGCAAAUGAACUCUAUGUUCCAUCAAAAUUGUCUACAGAUCCAAAACUUAUUGGCAGAGAAGUCAAGGCAAGAGUUUUAUACAGAAUGCCAUUAUCGAAUCAAUUAUAUGUAACUUUAAAUGUCGAUGACACAACAAAUGAUAAAAUCACGUUUGGCACUGUAAUUGAGAAUGCCAAAGUCAUAAAGCAAACAAACACGGGAGUUCUGUUUAAGUUAAAUUCAGAUCAUUGCGCAUUUUUACCAAGAAAAACAAUCGUUAAGAAUUAUAAGAAUAAUUUUGACAUUGAUACUGCUAUGCUAAAGUUUUCACCUAAUAGCAUGCAUACAGUUCGCAUUAUGGAUUACAAUCAAUUUGAACAUUGUUAUUUAUGCACAAACAAUGAAAAGUUAUUGAAUGAAAAAUAUUAUGGAACAUAUGAUUUGAAUAUUGGACAAAUUGUUCAGGCAAAGAUUGUAGAAAAGUUAAAUGAUGGCUUGAGAGUAUCAAUUGGAAAUGUUAAAGGUUUCUUAAAGGGUAUUUUAUAUCACAAAACAGCCAAGAGUAAUGAAAUUGGAUCAAAUAUUCGUGUACGAGUCGUUGAAAUUGAACAUAAUGAGAAAUUCGUUCAAGUUACAAAUUUGCAAGGUUUCUUACGAGACGGAUGUAAGAUUUUGGAUUCAAAGAAAAAUGCCAAAGUCGGAGAAACUUAUGCAGGCGUUGUAUUGAAUGAUAAGGAUAAGCAUUAUUCAGUUUUAUUCUUUAAUCACAUUAUGGGUAUGGUCUUGAAAAAUGAGGAAAAUCAAGUAGAUAUAAUUAGUGCGGGAGGAUUAAAGCAAGGCUCAGUUAAGAUGUUUAAAAUUGCUAAAGUUAAAGGAGAUAAAAUAUUAUUAAGCUUAGCGAAAAAGCUCAAUACACAGAAUUUGGGUAAGAUUUAUGAAUGUAAAGUUACAUCAGUUCUUCCCACAUCAGGAUUACAAGUCUUUAUUGAUGAUUUAAAAGCGUAUGGAAAAGUUCCAACACCUUUACUUUCUGAAUUUUCACAUCUUAAUGAUCAAGUCUUAGCAGCGAUUAAAGAAAAUUCAAAACUAGAAGUUGUAUCGCUUGGAAAUAAUCAAUACAGUCGACGAGAUGUCAAAUACUUCACUAACAAUGCUGCAAAUGAUUUUAAUGAUGUAAAACCAAACGAUGUUUUAAGAUGUUACGUUAAAGCUUCAAAUGAGAAAAUUAUUGAGCUUGAAUGUCCUCUGAAAAACUUCAAUGACACAAUUCGUUUAAAUCGAGACGCUUUUGAUAAUCCAGAUGACUUGGUAUUAAAUAUUGGCGAUGUUGUUUACGUUAACGUCAUUGCCAAAAAUGAAAGUCAUUCAAAUUCGCUUUAUGUUACACCCUCAUUGCCAAAAGUAUGGAGGUCAAAUAAGGAAUCACUUGAUAUGCUAUCUAAUUAUUUAGAUGACAUUUCAUUGCUCAUUUCAAAUGCAAAGGAAUUGGAGAAGCCAUUUGCAAAAUAUUCAAUUGGACAGAGAAUUAGCGGAACUGUGAAAAAUUUGAUUGGAAAUAAUGUUCUUAUUGAAUUGGAGGAAAAUGUUUAUGCUCAAGGAACUGCUGAAAAUGUACACAUUCAUAAAGUUGGAAGUAAAAUUAAUGAAGCCGUAAUAGUUUGGAUUGAUCCUAUUCAACAGAUGCUUUUUGUGACUACAUUUGAAAAAUGUAAAGAUGAAAUUAGUAUAGAUCAAGAAGUUGAUGACAAACGUGUAUGUGAAAAGAAGCAUAAAGCAAUUAUUGUAUACAGCAAUGAAUACCUCAGCGUUUGCACAAUUCGUAAACAAGGUCAGCCUCUAAUUUAUGUUCCAACAAAACAUCAUUAUAAUGACUUUAGUACAUCAAAUUGCCGUGCUUUGGGAAAUGCUACAAGUAAAUUAAUCAUAAAGAAGCUUAGCAAUGGAAAGUUGUUAGGUGUUUUUGCACAGGACGAUAAAGUUUUUCAGAAACUCGAAAAGAUUAAAAACAAAUUGGAACAAAAAGCUCCGAUUAAGAGAAAAUUGACAAGCAGUGUAUCGGAGAGUAUUGGUGAAGAGAAUGAAACAAUUAAGCAUCCUAAAGUUGUCUUAGACGAUUCUGAAGACGAGACUGACAAAAAUAUCACGAAAAACGAUGAAAAUGUUGGAGAAAAUUCAAAAGAGGAUUUCCAUAGCACAUUAAAGAAGCAAGCAAAACAUACAAUCAGGAAGAUUGGUAACAAAAUAAAGAAGAAAACAGCUCAGAUGACCAAACCUGGUAAGAAGUUUCUAAAUAAAGAUUCGCUUCUAGACGAUGAUUUGGUAAAUUUAAUAUCAUAUAAGAAGAUUAAGGAAGGACAAACAUCUACAGUAAUAGAAAAGAAACAUGAUAAAGUCAUGAUUAAAUCAACAAUUGGCAAGAAGAAAAAGCCCAAACGUUUGGUUAAAAAAUAAGUAAAUCUCUUUCAUGCCUUUUACCUUUCUAUAUUAAAUUUAAUAUUUCAUGUUGAGCUAUAAAUAAGCUUUGAAUUACAGCAAGUAAUAGAAAUAAAACUUUUUUGCUAAAACAGAUA
Molecule: messenger RNA, 3411 nt
Organism: Chironomus riparius
Lineage: Eukaryota; Metazoa; Arthropoda; Insecta; Diptera; Chironomidae
Source: the annotation of a GenBank genome assembly